Messenger RNA from Stomoxys calcitrans (stable fly), 1609 nucleotides. RefSeq names its product actin maturation protease. The coding region runs from base 503 to 1408 and encodes 301 amino acids. The record is from RefSeq and is a predicted model, not a curated record. The transcript has 3 exons. Lineage: Eukaryota; Metazoa; Arthropoda; Insecta; Diptera; Muscidae.
CAAUCUAACCAUCUGGCAAGCCCAAUAAAUUACAUGAGGCCAAACAGCUGUGUUGGUAACAUCUGAUGUUUGUUUGCCAAUCCGUAAAAUACCAGCAGCGGAUGAAAAACGCAAAAUUGUAUUUGUUUAUUUUUAUCUCAUUUCUAUUGUGUUAAAUUGUGCGGAGAGAAAGCUCCCAUGCUAGCGGGAAAGAAUAGCUGAGGAAAACAAAUGAAACAAACCCGAAAAGUGGACGACACCAAAAAUGUAAGAGAACGCUAGAAUUGGAAGACAAACAAUGUCAUUGGCAGUGAAGUGAGUGAGUGAGUGAUUGCCUGCUUUUCUGUUUAGAACAAGUGGAAGUGUGUCAUCGGUGCCGUUUGUGUGUGCGUAAAAAAAAUUAAAUGACCUGCCUACAAUCAGAGUGCAUUCUUACCUACAAAUAAAAUAAAUUUCUGUAAUAAAUUAUAUAAUACGUGUGUAAAGCAAAAGCAACAACGACGACGACGCAACAUUUUGGCAUAUGUCGAACACCGCCAUACCACCCCCACCUGCCCCGCCAAAUGUCUUUAGAUGUGCAAAUAAAUCCACUACACGCCAAGGCACUCCACUCUUGGAGGGUUGUUUAUGGUCUAUCGAUCAUCCGGAGCUGCAAAAAGCUUGUUUUCUGGCACGCAUUUGUGCGCUGAAGAAACCCAAAUCAUGUGCCUUUAAUAAUAUUGACAGCAUACUGCAAGUGGGUCCAACUUGUGGUCUUACUGCGGUCAGCAUGCUGUUUGGGGGACGACUGUUGCCGCCAUGCGUUGUACUAAAAGAAGCUAAAGAAAGAAAUUACACCUACAAUGGUGAGAUGUUUAGUGCUCGCGAUUUGUAUCAAUUGAUCUGUGAUUAUAUGCCCCUCAUCAACAACAACAACAACAAUAAUAACAACAACGAAAGCAAUGGGGAUCAACAAUUGUUGCAGCAGUGUGCCAAUGGCAUAGAAAUGAAUGGCUGUGGAAAAGAAAGAAAACCACAGCAGACACCAAUCGAAUGUCAAAUACAUGAAGGUCGUCUAAAUUGUGCCAAGGUUAGAGAAGCUCUGCAGCAGGGAGCAUGUGUUUUUGUACCCUAUGAUCCGGACUACAAUCAUUCACCAUGCUUAAAAUCAGGUCAUAAAGCCCACUGGGCUUUAGUAAUCGGCUACUUGAUUAAGGAAAACGAUGAGUUCUUCGUAAUAGCUCGUCAUGGUAAAGCUAAAAAUCUUGCCGUUUGGUCUUUACAAUCCUUAAGUGAUAGCAAUGCAAAUUUAAUUGAAUUUGCCCAGCCAAAAGGUUAUCCCGAUUGUGAUUUUCUUUUGCCACCUGGUGGCAUAGGUGGUAAUUUAGGUUUAAGAGAACGUGCCAUUAUUGUUAAAGGUCUGCCGUUUAAAGUAACAACGAUUAGUUAGAAUAUGUCUUAAUUGUCCUACAUAUUCGAUUUACAACGAUUUUAGUUUUUUUGUAUACAGUCUCAAGCCAUUUGUGUAACUUUAAUUUAUUUUUUUUUGCUCAAAAUUUUUAUGUUUUUUAUGUCAUACCUUGCCAUAGCCAAACAUGAUUAAUGUGAAAUAUUUUUACAUGUCUUUUACGUUCGUGGAAAAUGGUGUUUG